Messenger RNA from Cydia pomonella (codling moth), 5689 nucleotides. RefSeq names its product 97 kDa heat shock protein (gene Hsc70Cb). Bases 270 to 2678 code for a protein of 802 amino acids. Gene Ontology annotation, biological process: protein folding. NCBI's taxonomy places the organism in Eukaryota, Metazoa, Arthropoda, Insecta, Lepidoptera, Tortricidae. Gene Ontology annotation, cellular component: cytosol; nucleus. The record is from RefSeq and is a predicted model, not a curated record. The transcript is spliced from 15 exons. Gene Ontology annotation, molecular function: ATP binding; ATP-dependent protein folding chaperone.
CUCGGCUCGCCAAGUCACUCGCACGGGAAUGUAAAAGCACUAUAAAAAGUAAUUCAACAGGCAACACUUUAAUUCUGUCAAUUUCUAGAAAAUUCGGGCACGCAGCACAUAGCAAACCACUAGCCAUCGCGAGAGACCUGAGCGACAAACCGGCAAUUUGUUCAUCGCGUAUUGAAAGUGAUUUUCGACGUCGUGUUUUUCGUGCUUGUUAAUUUGAGAGAGAGCUCCAUUCGUCUUGCAAUUCGACAAAUAAAUAAUUUUGUGUUCCAAUGGCUGCUAUGUCUGUCAUAGGUAUUGAUUUCGGCAAUGAAUCUUGCUACAUUGCUGUGGCAAAAGCAGGUGGCAUUGAAACAAUAGCUAAUGAUUACAGUCUUCGAGGUACACCAUCAUGUGUUGCAUUUUCAUCAAAAAAUCGAAUAUUGGGAGUUGCUGCAAAGAAUCAGACAGUUACAAAUAUGAAAAACACCGUUUUUGGGUUCAAAAGAUUGUUAGGCCGGAAGUACUCGGACCCACAUGUGCAAAAAGAGUUGAAACACUUCCCUUUCAAGGUGGAACAAAGACCUGAUGAUGGAAUUGGUAUCAGAGUCCACUAUCUAGGUGAAGAAAAUGUUUUCAGCCCUGAACAGAUAACCGCAAUGUUGUUUACAAAGCUCAAGGAUAUUGCAGCUACGGCCCUCGGUACUCAAGUGAAUGACUGUGUCAUCUCUGUGCCCAGCUACUUCACCAAUGCUGAGAGAAAUGCUCUGUUAGAUGCUGCUGCCAUCUCUGGGCUUAACGUGCUACGUCUGAUGAAUGAAACCACUGCCACUGCUCUUGCCUACGGUAUAUACAAACAAGAUCUGCCUGCCCCUGAAGAAAAACCUAGAAAUGUUGUUUUUGUAGACUUUGGACAUAGUUCCCUGCAGGUGUCCGCAUGUGCCUUUAACAAGGGUAAGCUGCGAGUGCUGGCCACCGCCACUGACGCCCACUGUGGAGGCCGCGACAUAGACAUGGCAUUGGCUGAAUACUUCUGCCAGGACAUCCUAACUAGACUUAAGCUAGAUGCUAGGAAAAACCAGAGGGCUUUCUUCCGUUUGCUCCAAGAGGUAGAGAAGCUGAAGAAACAAAUGUCAGCAAACAGUACUAAACUGCCUCUCAAUGUUGAAUGCUUCAUGGAGGAAAGAGAUGUGUCAGGCGAGAUGCAGCGCUCGCAGAUGGAGGAGAUCUGUGCUGACACCUUCAACCGAGUCGAGAGGACCCUAAGAUCUAUACUCCACAAUGCUAAACUACGCCCUGAGGACAUCAACUCAGUGGAGAUUGUAGGUGGAUCUACUAGAGUGCCUGCUGUUAAAGCUCUGAUUGAACAAGUAUUUGGGAAAGUUGCUUCUACAACACUUAACCAGGACGAGGCGGUGUCGCGCGGCUGCGCGCUGCAGUGCGCCAUGCUGAGCCCGGCCGUGCGCGUGCGCGAGUUCAGCGUCACCGACGUGCAGCCCUACGCCGUGCGCCUCGCCUGGGACGCGGCGCGCGGCGAGGACGGUGACCUGGAGGUGUUCCCAGCUUUCCAUCAAGCACCAUUCUCUAAAAUGCUGACAUUCUACAGAAAAGAACCGUUCUCAGUCAGAGCCUACUAUACUGACCCCGUGCCCUAUCCCGAUUCGUUCAUCGGUCAAUGGAACAUAAAGGAUGUUCAGCCAACCUCUGAGGGCGAAUCACAGAAAGUAAAAUUGAAAGUGAGAGUGAACAUUCACGGAAUCGUCACUGUCGCGUCAGCGUCGUUGGUAGAAAAGAAAGCGGACGCCCAGAGCGACAGCAUAGAAAUGGAAAACGAGAACGCGAACAACCAGGAAACGCCCAUGGAAACUAACGGGUCACAAGAGCAACAGCAGAAUGGGCCCGAGAACCAAGAGGAAUCUGACGAUAAAAAGGACAAGUCGAAAGACAAGAAGAAAGUGUUAGUAAAGACCGUCGAGUUGCCGAUCGACGCGCGCACCCACGGCUUCUCGCAGCCCGAGCUCAACUCCUACAUGGAGCAAGAGGGCAAGAUGCAGGCGCAGGAUCGGCAGGAGAAGGAGCGCGCGGAUGCGCGCAACGCGCUGGAGGAGUACGUGUACGAGCUGCGCGGCAAGCUCGGCGACGGCGAGGCGCUGCACGAGUUCGUGGAGCCGGCGCAGCGCGCGCGCCUCGUGGCCGCGCUCGACGCGCUCGAGGCCUGGCUCUACGAGGAGGGCGAGGACCAGAACAGACAGGUGUACGUGGACAAGCUGACGGAGCUGCGCACGGAGGGCGAGCCCAUCAAGCAGCGGCGCCUGGAGUUCGAGCUGCGGCCCGGCGCGCUCGACGACUACUCGCUGGCCAUACAGCUCGCCAAGAAGGCCGUCGACUUGUACAAAGCGGGUGACGCGAAAUAUAACCAUCUGACGGAAGCCGACAUGCAGAAGGUGUCGGAGGCGGCGGGCGCGGCGCUGGCGUGGGUGGAGGCGGCGCGCCAGGCGCUCGCGCGCGCGCCGCGACACCUGCCGCCCGCGCACACCACGCACCAGAUCCGCCAGGAGCGACAGAACUUCGAAAGCACCGUGAAUCCGAUCCUCAACAAACCGAAGCCUAAGGAGAAGACGCCGCCGCCCGCCUCCACCGGCGACGGCCAGGCGCCCGCGCCCGAGGCCGCGCCCGCGCCCGACCACAUGGACGUCGAGUGAACCUCCCGCCACCCCGCCACACCGCGACACCUACUCACUACUCAUUCUUAUUCACAGUGAAUAUACUAUCAUUUUUUUAUGGCUCACAUAUUCAGUAUCACCGUGACGAUGUUAUAUUUUCCUACAAUUUAAACCGUACCGCAUGCACGGGGAGCGUUCACGGAGACUACCGCUUUGUCGAGUACCUCACCGAUGUUCCACUGUGCGAAAAUAACAUCUGCGCGCGCACACUAGUCCCUAUUUUAGUUGUAGUGAUGUGGCGUCGACGUCACGUUAGGUCUUAAUCCGAGAUUUUGGACUCAUGGGUGGCCGCAGCGCGGGCUGCUGCGUGCCAUGCUACCUGUGCCUCACUUUUUUAAGAUACAGUUCUGAUGCUAUGCGUGAGCGUUAUAAGAUCUAUCACUAUCACUGUCGGUUACGGCAAAUACCGGCAACUGACAACUCGUCGUUUUAAGUAUGUGACUGUGCUUUUUCUGGUGGAAAGAAUAUCCAUAACCGACAACCUUCUUUCAUAACUUGUUGGAAAUAAUAUACUUGUCUUUAUGAAUACGUGUCGCUUAAUAUAUCUUAUAAAUGUCUAGAGCUGAAAUUAUUGACUCGAUACUAUCCGAUUGGAAUCGAUUUAGAAACGCUGUAUGUAUUAUGUAAUUGUAUUAUAUUACUAAAGAGCGAUUUUUUCAAUGUCUGCGUUGUUCUAAAUUAGUAAAGUUAGCUAAAUUGUAUAUCUAUAAAUUAAAAUGGAGUCUGUCUUGAUAAUAUACUUGUACAUUACAAAAAUAUAGAAUUUAAUGAACAGGUCGAGCCCAGUUUCGAACAAUAUCGUUGCGACGAGCUACAUAACUAACUUAGGGUAUGUAAGGACCACUUCUGUAUCAUCGCGGAGGUUGAGCUGCUAGACUGUUGGAACGACAGCGCGGGUGAAAUUUUAAAGAUUCGCUUGUAUGUUGUAUAGGUCAGAUAUGUGAUAUUAUAUGUAUGUAUCGGUCGAGUUUCGGCUCUCAACAUAGCCACUGAAUAUAGUUCAUAGUAAAAAAUAUUUAUUUUGUAAAUUGACCGAAAAUUUUAUGUCUGCUAUUUAUGCCUCCAUUAAGAGCGAGAUCUGCAGGGUAGGGUAUUAUUGCCAUUGUACCCUUCCAUUGGAGUUCGAUGGCUAACACGAUUUUACAGUAACAAUAAUUCUAUUUGAAGUAACGCUGAAUAGCAUUAACCAUUAAUAUGAUUAAAUUAAAAUUGUGAAUGAAUGUCAUUUGUACCGUUGUUUUGCAGUCCGCUCGUGUGAUCAAUCAUUUAUGUUGUUGACUGUGAGAUAGUUAUUGAAGAAUUGGAAAGUGAGGUAUUGUUUAGUAUGCUCUAAAUAUCGUUUAGCGUAAUUUUAUUUAGUUAAUGGUCUUAACUUAAAAAUGUAACUGGAUUUUAAUGGAUACUAAAUUGGUACUGGUUGAAUUCAGCACGCCACAGCACAGCUUUUCCAAUCAGUACUGGCUUUAGAUUUCCUUUUAACCGAGUUCAUUCCACGAAAAAAGUUACGCGAGUCACCAAGUCACCAUUGCAGUGCGUGUUUUUGUAUUCAUGAUGUAACUUUAAGUGUAAUAUAAUGAGUGGGAUAAAACGAGAGACUCAGAAGUAAACCACUUCAAUUUGCAUCAUGAUAAAACGAAACACGCAAUCAAAUAGUGACUCGCGUUGCUCUUGACGUGGAAUAACCAAGUGCACAUAUAAAGUGGUAAUCACUGAGAACACUCAUGUAGUCUGACACUGCAUUGAAAAUGACGGCUUCGUAUCUAAGUACUUUACAAUGAAGUUUUUGACAAAAAUAUUUACAUAGUUAGUGCAUUUGUCUGUAAUAAAUAACCAUGUUAAGCCAUGGUAACUUUCUUUAAAAUAAUCACUUUGGCUAUGUACUAUUUAACUUAAAUUAAAAGUAGAAUUUGGAUGAAAACCCAUGCAUUGCUUGUUUUAUCAUAUGAUGCUAAGCACGUAAUGUAAUUUCUCGCAUUUAUUUACAAUGUGUUUGGUUUUAUUUUAGAAUUGUUGAACUAGAGUGGAACAAUCCCAGCACGUAGUUCACAAAUUUAAUAUGCCAGCCAGCCCACAGAUGGAGUUGCUCUUGGAACCAUGUACAAAUACUAGAGAUGAUGGUCAGGUAUAUCAACAAAAGCAUAUAUAAAUUACUAUCUACUUUAACUUUUCUAACUUCUAAGAACGUUUUUAAUGAUACAGAGGACCAUCAUACGCUCGCAGGAUUCAAAUUCGUUAUAUGUCUCAUAGCAUUUACUUUCUUAAGUCUUAUUAUUGUGGUUAUUUCUGUGAUGAAAUAAUAGUCAUUAUUUUGUCAAUUGGACUUUUCCUUCCACAUCUAACAAAAUUGAAUACAUGGGAGCUUUAACGUGUCAAAAAUAGAACCACUACCACUAGAGUUCAAUGAGUUGUCGUAUUAUUGGCACGCUGCGAGUACCCGUGUAUGUACGUUGUGAAACCCUGUAAUUUGUAUCUUCGAACAAGUAUGCAUUCAUUAGUACGAGGCGGUUUAACUUUUGUUUUAUACACAUGUUAUAAGAUUAACAUUAGGUGAUUAUUAUAUUGUAAUAAAUGCACAGCAUUUAAUAGUGGAAGAAACCGCAGUACUUUUUUUUUACUAACGUUGCUAAACAUUGCAAUUUUGUGCAUAUUAGUCUGACGUCUUAUAAACGCCGAGAGAGGAGGUCACGUUUUCGCUACCUCUUCUUCUCUUUUAGGUUUUGGUGAGAUACUAUCUCAAUAUUCGCAAUAAGAAUAUUCUCACUAUACAAACCGCCUACAAAAUGUUUAGGUGAUCCUAUUUAAUUAUUUUUGUUAGCACGAGUAUGUUUGAAUGUGUGCUUAAAAUAUUUUUUAACUUAACAUUAUCAAUGUAACACACUGGAAACGGUCCAUUGGCCCAUUAUUUACAUUCUAGCAAAUGGUUCAACCAUUAUAUGUUAUUUUGUGCAUUUUGAAUGUUAAGAGCUUAGUAAAUGAAUGAUUUAACAAUA